This is a messenger RNA of Budorcas taxicolor (takin), 4290 nucleotides long. It is a transcript of the gene ZNF397, whose product is annotated as zinc finger protein 397. Gene Ontology annotation, biological process: regulation of transcription by RNA polymerase II. The transcript is spliced from 4 exons. Gene Ontology annotation, molecular function: DNA-binding transcription factor activity, RNA polymerase II-specific; RNA polymerase II cis-regulatory region sequence-specific DNA binding. The record is from RefSeq and is a predicted model, not a curated record. The coding region runs from base 118 to 1719 and encodes 533 amino acids. Lineage: Eukaryota; Metazoa; Chordata; Mammalia; Artiodactyla; Bovidae.
GUCCGCGGCUCGCGCCCUGACCGCUCCCGGGCUUCGCGGAAAGAAGAGAUUAACCAAACAAACUGAAGUACAGGACACAGUUUUAGUGAGCUUCACGCUAAGCUGUUUCAGCCCAGAAUGGCUCUGGAAUCCAGAGCAGUUUCAACCCCAGUACCUCAGAAUUCUCAGGAACAAGAGCUAAUACUGGUGAAAGUAGAAGAAAGCUGUUCUUGGGGUCAGAAACUUAAGCAGAACGGGAGUACCCGAUCCUGCCAAGAAUUGUUUCGCCAGCAGUUCAGAAAGUUCUGCUACCAGGAGACACCAGGGCCCCGGGAAGCGCUGGGCCGACUCCAGGAGCUUUGCUAUCAGUGGCUCAGGCCUGAGUUGCACACGAAGGAGCAGAUCCUGGAGCUGCUGGUGCUGGAGCAGUUCCUGAGUAUCCUGCCGGAGGAGCUGCAGAUCUGGGUUCAGCAGCAUAGUCCAAAGAAUGGCGAGGAAGCCGUGACUCUGUUGGAGGAUCUGGAGAGGGAAUUCGAUGAUCCCGGGCAGCAGGUCCCAGCUAGUCCACAGGGACCAGCAAUGCCUUGGAAGGAUUUGACCUGUCUUGGAGCAGCCCAGGAGUUUACACAUAUUCAGCGCCAGCCUUUAAAGAAACAGCUGAAACCCUGGGAACCUUGCCUUUCCCCCAAGAGUGGUUGUGAGAAUAAUGAAUUGGCAACAAAGGACAUUUCAGGAGAGAAAUCACAGAGACUUUCCCAGGAGCCUUCAUUUGGAGGAUUCAGUGAACACAAAAGCAGUUUAGAGUGGCAGCAAGGGAGUGCUCCAGGGGAGACAUUGAGAAGAUCCCCUUCCCAGGGGGCCAGUUUUAGUCCAGUAAUCUUCACACACAAAUCGCUAGGAAACAGAGACCACCCUGAGCCCCAGAGAAACCUGAUUCUAAGCACAAACUCUGUAACGUAUCAGAAAUUUCCUAAAGAAGAGAGACCUUACAGGUGUGACAUCUGCGGGCACAGCUUCAAACAGCAUUCUUCUCUAACACAACACCAGAGAAUCCAUACUGGAGAAAAGCCCUACAAAUGUAACCAGUGUGGGAAGGCCUUUAGUUUGAGGUCCUAUCUUAUUAUUCAUCAGAGAAUCCAUAGCGGUGAGAAAGCUUAUGAAUGUAGCGAAUGCGGGAAGGCCUUCAACCAGAGCUCAGCCCUCAUUAGACAUCGGAAAAUCCACACCGGUGAGAAAGCUUGUAAAUGUAACGAGUGUGGCAAAGCAUUCAGUCAGAGUUCCUAUCUCAUUAUCCAUCAAAGAAUUCACACUGGUGAGAAACCCUACGAGUGUAAUGAGUGUGGGAAAACCUUUAGCCAAAGCUCAAAGCUUAUCAGACACCAGCGAAUUCAUACAGGAGAAAGACCUUAUGAAUGUAACGAGUGUGGAAAAGCUUUCAGGCAGAGCUCAGAGCUGAUAACCCAUCAGAGAAUACAUAGUGGAGAGAAACCCUAUGAGUGUAAUGAGUGUGGAAAAGCCUUCAGCCUGAGCUCAAACCUCAUCAGACAUCAAAGAAUUCACAGUGGAGAGGAACCUUAUCAGUGUAACGAAUGUGGCAAAACCUUCAAAAGGAGCUCAGCCCUUGUGCAGCAUCAGAGAAUCCAUUCCGGGGAAGAGGCUUACAUAUGUAGUGAGUGCGGCAAGGCCUUCAGGCACAGAUCAGUCCUCACGCGCCAUCAGAGAGUCCACACUGUAAAGUGACUUGUGAAUACAUUGAAUACUGUAAAUAUUUCAGUCAGGCUUCUAUCUUUGUUUGUCAGAAGGGUUUCAUUUACUUUGGAGUAAAACUCCACGGAGGUGGUUAUGAAGUACCAGGUCUCAAGUCAUCUGACUACACAGCACUUCCCAGUGCUCAUGCACAUUGUCCCCUGAAAGCUUUUCCUGUGACUAAUCAGAACAGCAGGCAGAAGAACUGUUGCUUCCAGCUUUUCUCUUGCCAUUAGGAAUCCUCAGGAAAUGUGGAAAGUGGGAUUAUAACAUUUAAAUCUCAUUUUCCACGAGACUUAAAGAGGGCACAGCAAUCCAAACUCUUGUCAAUGCAUCUAAUGAUCCACGGGCCAGAUUUGGGGGAUGGCGUGGAGAGUAUGAGGGACAUUUUCUCAGGAAUGCAAAAGGUUUUACUGACCAGUUAAGACCAGUGGCAGGGCAGCAAGUCAUGGGGAACAGUUUCAUCAGUGACUUAUUGAGCCCAGGGCAGGCCGGAAGUGAGACAGUGAAGAGAAAAUACAAGUUAAGUUAUCCCAGCAGUUAUUUUUUGAGUGGCUGCGAUCAGGCACAAGGGGUACAGUAGACAGUAAGCCUGUCUGCAGUUUCAUGGACAAGGCAAAUAGGCAGUGAUACUGGUUCCAUCAGUGCUUGUGUGAUGUUAAGGAGUACCUGACCCAACCUUGGAUCAGGGAGGGCCUCUGAAAAAAAUUACCUGAAGGAUAAGUGGGAGUUAGCCAGGGAGGUAGGCCACCAGGAAGAAAGUCUGGCACAUCUGAGAAAAGGAAAAGGCUGUGUUAAGUAAAGCAUGGCUGUUGGGUUCCUUCUGAAGUAGAUUUCCUGACUAUAAAAGAAACAUGGAUGUAGCCAGUCUUUACUACAGUGCCUGCAGUUAAAACGUGAACCAGUGGAAAAGUUUGUCAAUAAAACCUGGAGUCUUUGGAACACAGGGCGGUAAGGAGCUUUGUCUUGGUUUGUGUGAUCUCGGGGUAAGGGUUAAUAGGUCGUUUCCUUGUCCAUCGGGGGGCCAGAAAGAGCCCAGUCUAGCAGAGUCCUGAGUUUCAGCUCUCCCUUGCAGGCGUAAGGACUUCUUUGGUGCUCUGGUCAGACCUCAGCUUCUAGCUCCCAAGGCUCUGGGCCAGAAGCUGCCAUGUUGCCCUGUUGUCUCGGGCUGUGCUUCCACAAUAGUGCGCACGCCCGCCUCAGGUGCUAAGAAAUAUUUGUCCAUUGAGGGUCUCUUUUUCUUCUCCAAGCACCUCACAUGUGUUCAGUUCUGUCUUUUUAUCAGAUGUAUCUCAAAGUCUUGGGAAGUUUGUCAAAGACCAUGCUAAAGGGAAGUAACAGUACCAGUCAUGGUCCAUCCAGAGACUGCCCUCUUGAGGGACCCAGCAGGAAAUGUCUCCUCAGACAGGUGCUUCUCAGCACAAUGCAGAAGGGUAGAGUAGUUAGCAACAGGAAGACGUUGCUUAAAGCUUCUAAUAGGUCAGAGGUAUAACACACCUUCCCAGGUGGCACUAGUGGUAGGGAACCUGCCUGCUAGUGCAGGAGACAUGAGAUGCAGGUUCAGUCCCUGGGUCGGGAAGAUCCCCUGGAGGAGGGCAUGACAACCCACUCCAGUAUUGCCUGGAGCAUCCCAUGGACAGGAGCCUGGUGGGCUACAGUCCAUAGGGUCACGGAGUGGACACAACUGAUGUGACUUAAGCACAUCACACACCUUAACCAAAGAUACAAACCUUUGGGAAUCUCAUGUCCUGUACAUAGGAAAAAGGAGGGUUUUCAUGAGGAUAAAUAGGGAAGUAAUGCUCCUACUGGGGCGUGAGCUUGUACUAACCAAUAAGAAUGGUGGGAGGGCUACAGCCCAGGCUUGGAAAGAAUGUAAAAAAGGAUCAGUUCCAUGUAACAGAAUAGCAUGAUAAAGCGAUUCAGCUCCUGUUCCUCUUCUCAGAGGCAGACCCCAUCAAACUGAAACUGGUAGAACAAAUGCUAAGUAGGAAUGCUACAACAUAUAUUACAAAAGGCAGAUACUCUUCAUAGGGUUCUUAACGUAUAUUGGUAAGAAACAUAAUAGGUACGUGCAAAGGCUUUGUAUAGAAGUGUUACUUCUCAGACAGCCCAUAUUUUACAGAUGAGAUCUAUGAAGGCUUAGGGUCAUGGCUUACUCAAGAUCAUGUAGCUACAGAGUGGUGAGGUCAGACUGGAAACCUAGGCAGUAGGAAUCCAGAACAUGUCCAUGGAGCCACUUCUCUGUACCAUCUCCCCAUGAAAAGGUCCCCGUAGAAGAAAUAGUACUGAAAUAGGCAAGUCACAAAAGUAUCAAUGCCAAUGGACAAUAAAUGUUAGCCUUGCUAGAAUUAAAGAUGCAUAUUAAAGCAAGAGUUGAGGUGGCACUUUUUUCCCUGUCAUAAAACUUAACAAAGAUUCAGGGAAAUUGGGACUCUGAUGCUGCUGGUGAGGUGUGAAUAGACGCUGUCUGGCAAUCAAUACCAAAAGCCUUAAACGUUGCCUUUUGUUAAAAUUCUACCUGGAAAUGUAUGCUUCAGAAACCAUCAUGAAUGUAUACAGAGUUGU